AGUACGACUGAAGCCGUGUUUUGCCGCAACGUGGAGUUGUUUACCACUUUACUGAGUACUCUCCGGUUAAACUACACAUGUAACCCAUAGUAAACCCCUUAGCAAACACCCGUCCGUGUACAUUUGGAUUCUGUGGUGCAGAAGAAGAAAUGGGGAAGCCAAAGAAAAGGAGCGACAUCAGUCGAGCUGAGCUGAUGAUGAUGACCAUUGCGGAUGUCAUCAAGCAGCUGGUUGAAGCCCACGAAGAGGGGAAGGACAUCAAUCUUAACAAAGUGAAGACAAAGACCUCAGCUAAAUACGGCCUUGAAGCCCAGCCUCGCCUGGUAGACAUCAUUGCUGCCGUUCCACCGCAGUAUCGCCGCGCUCUGUUACCAAAACUCAAGGCCAAGCCCAUCCGCACUGCCAGUGGGAUUGCGGUUGUAGCUGUGAUGUGUAAGCCACACCGAUGUCCUCACAUCAGCUUCACGGGCAACAUCUGUGUCUACUGUCCUGGUGGACCGGACUCUGACUUUGAGUACUCCACACAGUCUUACACUGGCUACGAGCCAACUUCCAUGAGAGCCAUUCGAGCUCGCUAUGACCCCUUCCUCCAGACCAGGCAUCGAGUGGAGCAGCUGAAGCAGCUGGGCCACAGUGUGGACAAGGUGGAGUUCAUCGUGAUGGGAGGGACCUUCAUGGCUCUGCCAGAGGAGUACAGAGACUACUUCAUCAGGAACCUCCACGACGCCCUGUCAGGACACACCUCCAACAAUGUGGCCGAGGCCGUCAGGUACUCGGAGCGCAGCAACACAAAGUGCGUGGGCAUCACUAUAGAGACGCGGCCCGACUACUGCCUGAAGCGACACCUUAGCGACAUGCUGGGCUACGGCUGCACCCGGCUGGAGAUAGGGGUCCAGAGUGUUUAUGAGGACGUGGCUCGGGACACCAACAGAGGCCACACGGUGCGAGCUGUGUGCGAGUCCUUCCACCUGGCAAAGGACGCCGGCUUCAAGGUGGUCGCCCACAUGAUGCCAGAUCUGCCCAACGUGGGCAUGGAGAGGGAUGUGGAGCAGUUCAUUGAGUUUUUUGAGAACCCGGCAUUCAGGCCUGACGGAUUAAAGCUGUACCCCACGCUGGUGAUCCGAGGCACGGGUCUGUACGAGCUGUGGAAGACGGGCCGGUACAAGAGCUACACACCGAGUGCUCUGGUGGACCUGGUGGCUCGAAUCCUGGCUCUGGUGCCGCCGUGGACUCGAGUUUACCGCGUGCAGAGGGACAUCCCCAUGCCGCUGGUGAGCUCCGGAGUGGAGCACGGCAACCUGAGAGAGCUGGCACUGGCCAGGAUGAAGGACAUGGGCACUGAGUGUCGAGACGUGAGAACCAGAGAAGUGGGCAUUCAGGAGAUCCACCACAAAGUCAGGCCUUACCAGGUGGAGCUUGUGAGGAGGGACUACGUCGCCAACGGCGGCUGGGAGACCUUCCUGUCCUACGAGGACCCGGAGCAGGACAUCCUGAUCGGCCUGCUGCGGCUGCGGCGCUGCUCUCCGCAGUCCUUCCGUCCUGAGCUCAAAGGAGGCGUGUCGAUCGUCCGCGAGCUGCAUGUGUACGGCAGCGUGGUCCCCGUGAGCAGCCGAGACCCCAGCAAGUUCCAGCACCAGGGCUUUGGUAUGAUGCUGAUGGAGGAGGCAGAGAGGAUAGCCAGAGAGGAACACGGCUCUGGUAAACUGGCAGUCAUCUCCGGAGUUGGAACGAGGAACUACUACAGGAAGAUGGGCUACGAGCUGGAGGGGCCGUACAUGGUGAAGGACCUGUAUGGUCCUGGAACGGACUGAACCUGACCAUGAUUGUUAUCAGGAAGCUGCGCGCAAUAUUUUAUUUAUCAAAAGUUCCGUGUUAUAUGGAAUGAAUAUUUUUUUCCAGUAUCGGGGGAGAAAAUGGUCAGGUUGUUCUCGACGCUUAUCUAAAACCCACUGCUGAAUUCCUUCCGUUUUAUUUAGAUAAGGAGACGUGCGAGAAGCCCUAAGGAAUACAUUUAUUCCGAAUAAAGUUGGCCUGAUACUAGGUACAGUCUCACCAAAGACAUUUCAAAUUGUACAUCACCGCCCGCUCCUUCUCCCACACUCAGUAACUACUGCUGACUACCGCUGCCUUCCCAGUAAAGUCACUUUCUAGCAAGCAGAGGCGUUUUCAUGCGGCUGCUGGAGAUGAAUCUGGACUUGGAGGUAACCCUUAAAUAACUCUUGUGUUCGUCUGGGACAAGAUCCCUGCUCGGCAUCACGGUUUGAGUUAAUCGUGUUUGUGUUGCAAUUAAACAGAGGAGCAUUCAUUAAUAGUUGGCAGUGGAUGAAUGAACAGUGGGAGGUGUCCUCACUGGGCAGUCGUUGUGUAAUUGUUCUGAUUUACUGGGCAGGAAAUUGAGUGUUACAUAAAUUUCAUUUUAAAGCCAUUCAGUUAAUCCCAUUUUUUCUCCCUUUUUUUGUGUCAUGAAUUCUCCAUUCUUCAUGUAUGGUAAAUCCAGAUCUUUUUCUUAAAGAAUAAAGUAUAUUUCCGUUA
Mugil cephalus (flathead mullet) is the source of this 2532-nucleotide messenger RNA. RefSeq names its product elongator acetyltransferase complex subunit 3 (gene elp3). Gene Ontology annotation, molecular function: acyltransferase activity, transferring groups other than amino-acyl groups; iron-sulfur cluster binding. The record is from RefSeq and is a predicted model, not a curated record. Gene Ontology annotation, biological process: tRNA wobble base 5-methoxycarbonylmethyl-2-thiouridinylation. Gene Ontology annotation, cellular component: nucleus; cytoplasm; elongator holoenzyme complex. NCBI's taxonomy places the organism in Eukaryota, Metazoa, Chordata, Actinopteri, Mugiliformes, Mugilidae. The coding region runs from base 150 to 1811 and encodes 553 amino acids. The transcript has 15 exons.